AUGGUCCUCGCAAACACGCUCAGCGCAUGGAAGGCCCUCCAGGCCCACCACGACCAACAGGCCGACAAGAUCAACAUGAAGCACCUCUUUGCCCAGAACCCUGCGCGCUUCCAAGAGUUCUCGCGCCACUUCGAGGGUCCCACUACGCAGUCGUCGAUUCUCCUCGACUUCUCCAAGAAUAUCAUUACCCAGGACACCUUCAAGCACCUCAUCGACCUCGCCAAGGAGGCCGGCGUCGAGGAAAUGCGCGCCAAGAUGUUCGCGGGCGAAAACAUCAACUUUACUGAGAACCGCUCCGUCCUCCACGUCGCCCUCCGCAACGUCUCCAACACCCCCAUCUACUCUGAGGGCAAGAACGUCGUUCCCGAGGUCAACGCCGUCCUUGAGCAUAUGAAGGCUUUUACUGAGGAGGUCCGUUCCGGCGCCUGGAAGGGUUAUACUGGCCAGAAGAUUGAGGACAUUGUCAACAUUGGUAUCGGUGGAUCGGAUCUUGGCCCCGUCAUGGUCACCGAGGCCUUGAAGCCCUAUGCCACUGAGGGUGGUCUCAAGGUCCACUUUGUCUCGAACAUUGAUGGUACUCACAUUGCCGAGGUCCUCAAGAAGGUCAAGCCCGAGUCGACGAUCUUCAUCAUCGCCUCCAAGACCUUCACCACCCAGGAGACCAUCACCAACGCCACCACCGCCAAGACCUGGUUCCUCGAGCACGCCAAGGAGCAAGCACAUGUUGCUAAGCACUUCGUUGCGUUGUCGACAAACACCGAGGCCGUGACAAAGUUCGGUAUCGAUGCCGCCAACAUGUUCCAGUUCUGGGACUGGGUCGGAGGCCGUUACUCGCUCUGGUCCGCCAUCGGUCUUUCCAUCGCCCUCUACAUCGGAUUUGACAACUUCCACGAGCUUCUGACCGGCGCUCACGAGAUGGACCAGCACUUUGUCAACACUCCCCUCGACCAGAACUUGCCCGUCAUCCUUGCCGUCCUCGGCAUCUGGUACAUCAACUUUUUCGAUGCCCAGGUCCACGCCAUCCUCCCCUAUGACCAGUACAUGCACCGCUUCCCCGCCUACUUCCAGCAGGGCGACAUGGAGUCCAACGGCAAGUACAGGAACAGAGACGGUGAGGCUGUCCCUUACGGAACUGGCCCCUGGGUCGUCGGUGAGCCCGGCACCAACGGUCAGCACGCCUUUUACCAACUGAUCCACCAGGGAACUCGCAUCACCCCCUGCGAUUUCCUCGCCCCCGUUGAGACCCACAACCCUCUGCCAGAGCACCAUGAUAUUCUGUUGUCCAACUUUUUUGCUCAGACUGAGGCGUUGAUGGCUGGCAAGAACAAGGAGACAGUGUUGAAGGAGCUUCAUGGAGACAAGUCGUUGUCGGCUGCGCAGGUCGAUCAGAUUGCGCCCCACAAGGUGUUCCGUGGCAACAAGCCCACCAACUCGAUCAUGUUCCAGAAGUUGACCCCCGGUACCCUUGGUGGUUUGAUUGCAAUGUACGAGCACAAGAUCUUUGUCCAGGGAGUCAUCUGGGAUAUCAACUCGUUCGACCAGUGGGGAGUUGAGUUGGGCAAGCAGCUCGCCAAGAAGAUUCUCCCCGAGUUGGUUUCUGGAGGUGAGGUCUCGAGCCACGAUGCCUCCACCAACGGCCUCAUCAACUUUUACAAGCAGCACAAGAAGGCUUAA
Linnemannia hyalina is the source of this 1674-nucleotide messenger RNA. The record is from the annotation of a GenBank genome assembly. NCBI's taxonomy places the organism in Eukaryota, Fungi, Mortierellomycota, Mortierellomycetes, Mortierellales, Mortierellaceae.